Arachis ipaensis is the source of this 848-nucleotide messenger RNA. The record is from RefSeq and is a predicted model, not a curated record. Lineage: Eukaryota; Viridiplantae; Streptophyta; Magnoliopsida; Fabales; Fabaceae.
AGUCAAGAAUUAGAUUCGCACUUUUUAUCUUCCUCGCGCGAACACAAAAGGAGCAGAGGUGCAAAACACACCUCCGCGUGCGAAUCCCUGCCGCCGUUCCCCUCCGCUCGUCAGUACCAGCUGCUCGCGCUUCCCGUUGCCGGAAAUAUCAUGAAGGAGGCAGGGCCUGUUAGCAUGACCUUUGAUAUACCAAUAUAUCAUGCUUUAAGGCUUCAGGAAAGGGAUCUUAUUUCGAAGAUCAUCGAGGAGAGGAAUUCUAUUAUUAAUCAAAAUAAAAGACCUCAGCAAGAACUGACAGUUAUUAAGAGAAUAAUGGGUGGGGAUGAAGGAAAGGAGAUUAGAGGAAAUGUCUUGAAUUUGAAGGAGAAUGCAAAUGAAGGGAGCUCUUGUUUUGUUUUCAAAUUCUUGCAGCCACUCAAGUUCCAGGUCAGGAGGGUCAAAGUUGGUUUCAGGGAUCCAAGAGCAAGGAACAUUGAGGAUGUAUUGAUGCUUUUCGGGGAUCACUGCCGGUACUGAAUGAAUUACAUAGAUUUGAUUCAAGUUUACCAAGAGAGCAAAGCUGAAUUAUGUAUUGACUAUAAAAGGAGGUGUGGGUGAAAGGUUGAUUUCUUUGUUGGAGACACUAUUGACAUGUUUAUGUAGUAGUUGAUACUUUUAUUCUUAAUGAAUGAUGAUCUCUUUGAAGUAUAGAUGAUGUUCUUCUAUGAUCAUGUAGUUUACUUGUUUUGGCUCUGACUUAUAGAGAAUUUCGAUUUUUUUAAAGAUGCUGCCACCAAUGUAUCUCCAGCAGUUUCAAGGCGAAACAUGGCAACACGGAUGAUAAAUAUAUUAUUUUGUUUUUCAGUUAA